Messenger RNA from Kogia breviceps (pygmy sperm whale), 1335 nucleotides. The record is from RefSeq and is a predicted model, not a curated record. NCBI's taxonomy places the organism in Eukaryota, Metazoa, Chordata, Mammalia, Artiodactyla, Physeteridae.
AUGACGUGGCAGAGAGCAGUGCCAAGUCUGAAGGCCUGCCUGAAGAGUCUUUGUCUGGUUCGGGUGUUAAAUCCUUUUCCUCUGCCCCAAGAGCAACAUGUUCUGAACAGGGUCUGCUCCAUUAGCUUAGAUCCUGGAAUGAAGAAGACUGUUAACCCUCUUAGUGGGAAACAUAGCCUUUCUCUGGGCCUUGUUCCUAUAAUACUAACACUCUAUCUUUUUGCUGCAGGAGAAGAAGUUAGCUACGAAAGGGUGGGGUGCUUUAAAGAUGGUAUACCAUGGACUGGGACUUUGUCAAGAAAGAUGGCAGGUUUAUCCUAAUCUCCAGAGAAGAUAAACACUCGCUUUCUGCUUUACACUAGACAUAAUCCCAAAGUCCAUCAGGAAAUCAGUGCAGCUAAUUAUUUAACUAUCCAAGUCUCACACUUCGGAACAGACAAGAUCACCCGUAUCAACAUACCUGGAUGGAACUCAGAUGAAUGGCAGCAAGACAUGUGCAAUGUGUUCCUAAAAGUAGAAGAUGUGAACUGCAUUAAUUUAGACUGGAUUAAUGGUUUACUGCAAUAUAUCCACGCUGUAAGCAGUCUCCGCCUUGUUGGUGCUGAGAUGGCUUAUUGUAUUGAUGUUCUUGUGAAAAAAUUUGGAUAUUCCCCUUCUAAAGUGCACUUGAUUGGCCACAGCUUGGGAGCUCAUCUGGCUGGGGAAGCUGGGUCAAGGACACCAGGCCUUGGAAGGAUGACUGGGUUGGACCCAACUGGGCCGGGUUUCCACAACACUCCAAAUGAAGUCAGGCUGGACCCCUCAGAUAUCAACUCUGUUGAUGUUACUCAUACAAAUGAAGUUCACUUCCUCUUCAAGCUUGGUGUUGGAACUAUUAAUGCUUGUGGUCACCUUGACUUUUACCCAAAUGGAGGGAAGCAUAUGCCAGGAUGUGAAGAUUUAUUUACACCUUUAUUUAAAUUUGAUCUCAAUAUUUAUAAGGAAGAGAUGUUUUCCUUCUUUGAUUGCAACCAUGCCCAAAGUCAUUGCUUUUAUGCUGAAAGCAUUCUCAAUCCCAAUGCAUUUAUUGCUUAUCCUUGUAGAUCCUACAAAUCUUUCAAAGCAGGAAAUUGCUUCCAUUGUCACAAGGAAGGUUGCCCAACGAUGGGUCAUUUUGCUGAUAGAUUUCACCUCAAACAAAUGAAGCCUAAUAGAUCGUAUUAUGUUUUAAACACAAGGACUCUUUCCCCAUUUGCCGAGGUUUCUUUUACCAGCACUUACGAAGCCUUGUGGAUUUUCAAGGGCAAAAACUGUAGUUCUAUUGGUUAUCACAAAGAGAAAGACAAGCCCAAGUAG